This is a messenger RNA of Drosophila ananassae, 4475 nucleotides long. It is a transcript of the gene Nep3, whose product is annotated as neprilysin-3. Gene Ontology annotation, cellular component: plasma membrane. The transcript has 9 exons. The record is from RefSeq and is a predicted model, not a curated record. Gene Ontology annotation, molecular function: metalloendopeptidase activity. Gene Ontology annotation, biological process: protein processing. The coding region runs from base 461 to 2833 and encodes 790 amino acids. NCBI's taxonomy places the organism in Eukaryota, Metazoa, Arthropoda, Insecta, Diptera, Drosophilidae.
CUACGAGUGUUGUGUGUUAUGGUUUUUGGCCCAACCACCCGGGGAACUCGCAGAUGGGAGAGGAACAGCUAGUUGGAGUGCGAUUGCCACUGAUGCUGGAACUGGUCCCCGACUCAGUGGCUCCGUUUAGGAAACCUUUCCGAUUAUCCGCCUGAGAACCCAAAAACAUAAAUUAAAACAGGAAAUUCGGCAAAGCAAAGACCUGGGCCGAGAACGGUUUGUUUGUUCGCCACUUCUGCCCCACAAAAUGCAGACCGAAACAACACAGUGAAAGUCAGUGCCAGCAGAAAAUUGCCAGAGAGGAAAUUGCCAAAGACGAAUAGAAAAUAAAUUAAAAGUGAAACUAUUUGACGGAAGCAGGAGAUUGAAAGGUAACGGAAACUGAAACUGAAGCGGAAACGGAAAGCGGUCGCAGGCAGUUGGAAAAAUAGCAUUGCAUUCUUUUGGGCGCACAAAGAAAAUGAGCGCAAAGAUGACCCGCUACAAGCAAACCGAAUUCACGGAAGACGAUUCCAGCUCAAUUGGCGGAAUCCAACUCAACGAGGCGACCGGCCACACUGGCAUGCAGAUACGCUAUCACACCGCCCGGGCCACAUGGAACUGGCGUUCAAGGAACAAGACGGAGAAAUGGCUGCUCAUCACGACCUUCGCCAUGGCCAUAAUGAUCUUCACUUUGCUGAUUGUCCUUUUCGCGGAUGGGGGGACUGGAGAUCAGAAGAAGCACGUCCUGCAUGUGCAGCCCCACCAGAAGGAAUGUCCCUCUGGCAAUGAGCUGCCCUGCCUUAACGAGCAUUGCAUUUUCGCCUCCAGUGAGAUUCUCAAGUCCAUUGAUGUCACAGUCGAUCCCUGCGAUGACUUCUACGGCUAUGCCUGCAAUCAGUGGAUCAAAAACAACCCCAUCCCUGAGGGAAAGUCCACCUGGGGAACAUUCGGCAAGCUGGAGCAGAUGAACCAGCUCAUCAUUCGCAACGUUCUGGAGAAGCCAGCCGACAGUUUCAAGUCAGAUGCCGAACGAAAGGCCAAAGUCUACUAUGAAUCAUGCCUGGAUGCCGACGAGCAUAUGGAGAAACUGGGGGCCAAGCCCAUGAACGAUUUGUUGCUCAAGAUUGGGGGCUGGAAUGUCACCAAUAGCGGCUACAAUGUCACCAAUUGGUCAAUGGGUCAAACACUCAGGAUUCUGCACAACAGAUACAACUUCAACUGCCUGUUCAGCUGGGCCAUUGGCGAGGACGACAAGAACUCGUCCCGUCACGUCAUCCAGAUAGAUCAGGGCGGCCUGACUCUGCCCACCGCUGACUACUACAACAACAAGACCGAGAACCAUCGCAAAGUACUCAACGAGUACAUCGAAUACAUGACCAAAGUCUGCGUUUUGCUUGGCGCCAACGAGACCGAGGCCCGGGCCCAAAUGGUGGGCGUGAUCAACUUCGAAAAGAAGUUGGCCAACAUCACCAUACCGCAGGAGGAUCGCCGCAACGAGGAGGCCAUGUACCACUCGAUGACACUGCGGCAGCUGGCCAAGCUGGCUCCGUUCCUAAACUGGACGGCGCAUUUCGACGAUGCCAUGAAGAUGGUGGGCCAACGGGUCACUGACGAGGAGGUAGUCGUGGUCUAUGCUCCAGACUUCCUGAAGAAUCUCUCAGAUAUUAUAUUGAAAAUGGAACAAACCGAGGAUGGGAAGAUCACCCUCAACAACUAUCUCAUCUGGCAGGCGGUUCGGACCCUGACCAGUUGCCUAUCGAAGCCCUUCCGGGACGCCUACAAGGGAGUACGCAAGGCCCUCAUGGGCUCCGAUGGCGGGGAGGAGAUCUGGAGAUAUUGUGUAUCGGACACCAACAACGUGGUGGGAUUUGCAGUUGGUGCCAUUUUUGUGCGCCAGGCCUUUCAUGGGGAGUCCAAGCCGGCGGCCGAGCAAAUGAUCGGCGAAAUCCGGGAGGCAUUCAAGCUGAACCUCCAGAACCUCACCUGGGUGGACAAACAGACGCGGGAACGGGCCAUCGAGAAGGCCAACCAGAUCUCAGACAUGAUCGGCUUCCCGGACUACAUCCUCGAUCCCGCUGAGCUGGACAAGAAGUAUGCUGAACUGAAUAUCACGGCCAAUGCCUACUUCGAGAACAACAUCCAGGUGGCAAUCUACAAUCUGAAGAGCAAUCUGAAGCGUCUGGAUCAGCCGGUGAACAAGACAAACUGGGGCAUGACCCCGCAGACCGUCAAUGCCUACUACACGCCGACCAAGAAUCAAAUUGUAUUUCCCGCCGGCAUCCUCCAGACGCCCUUUUUCGAUAUAAACAACCCCAAGAGCCUCAACUUCGGGGCCAUGGGCGUGGUAAUGGGCCACGAACUGACCCACGCCUUCGACGACCAGGGCAGGGAGUACGACAAGUUCGGCAACAUCAACCGCUGGUGGGACGCCAAGAGCAUUGAGCGAUUCAACGAGAAGUCCGAGUGCAUAGCCCGUCAGUACAGUGGCUACAAGAUGAACAAGCGCAAUCUGAAUGGCAAGCAGACAUUGGGAGAAAACAUUGCCGACAAUGGCGGUCUCAAGGCGGCCUACCACGCCUACCAGCGAACCAAGAGCGAGAAGGAGGCGGAUAUUUUGAAGUUGCCAGGAUUAAAUCUAACGCACUCGCAGCUGUUCUUCGUGUCCUUUGCACAGGUCUGGUGUUCAAGCACCACAGAAGAAACGAACCUCCUGCAGAUGGAGAAGGAUCCCCACUCGCCCUCGCAGUUCCGGGUGAUCGGAACCCUCUCGAACAUGAAGGAGUUCGCCGAGGUCUUUCAGUGCCAGGCCGGGAAGCGGAUGAAUCCCACCGAUAAGUGCGAGGUGUGGUAAAGGGAGAUCCCAAGGUCACACGGUCGGAAGGUCACAUGAUCUCAAAAGGAUUCAAAGCCAAAAAGAAACAAAAAGAAGAUAAAACUAAAACCAAAGCCACAACCUGGACUGGAAAACUUUCUUUCUCUGUCCUAUACAUACCGGGAAUCCGGGAUUUUAGUGUAUUUUUAUUUGUAAGUUAUCCUUUAUGUCCUUUUUAUAUUGUUUUUUCCCCUUUGUUUGGGUAUUUUAUCGAGAUACCGACCGUCAGUCACUGUGCCUAUGAAAUUUAUAGAAACUGACGAUAAAUUCCAGGCUCAGGCCCAAAGAUCCUUGAGCUAAAUAGUCAUAUAUAGUCAGAGUGUGACCGAUAUAUAUAUACAAAUAUAUAAAUAUAUACAUAGAUAACGAUAACUGUAACUUAGCUAUUUGUAGAACUAUUAAUGUAUAUUGUAUUAUAAAUAUACAACCAAAAAAAAGGAUGAACAAACCAGAAACCAAAGAAAUCGAAUCCCCACUACUUCGACCCAAGGCCAAAUAAUGUGAUCAGCUGAUCCUGUGCUGUGUCUAUUUUUUUUUUAGUCCUAUAUUCCUACACAAUUACGAGAUGGAGUGGAAUUAUCCUGAAACAGAGUCAGAGUUCUCCAAGCACAAGAAAAUUAAAGUGCCUGACGCUGUUGCUUUUAAAAACGGUUUUCUUUGAGUGGGAAAUUGAAAACAUGGACUUGGGUCUGGGAAGUUUUGGACAUGGGGUAUAGCUAGGCAGUGUGAAAGAGAUAGAGUCAGCGACUUAGAGUGAGAGGGCGAACCAAAAAGAGACAGAGAGCGAGAGCGAAAGCGAAAGCGAGAAAGUGUAAUGAAUUGAAAAAGCAUGUAUUUUUUUAUGUUGAGUAAGUUUUUUUUAACUAUAUGUUGAGAGGAAUAUGUAUGUAUAUUUUUUAAGCCAUUUGUUGUUUUAAUGUUAGUUGAAUUUUUGAUUUAUUGUUAAAAAAAAAGGAACAGCUGGAAUGCAAAGCACACCAAUAAUCUAGUUACUUCUCUAAAUGUAUAGAGGUCCUAGCCAAAUAAUUUUAAAUGCGUUUUCUUUUGGAAAGAAAGAAAAACAUAUCAGAAAUCCAUCAGAGCCAACACCAAAUAGGUAUAUCAAUUAAAGCUAGACCCCGAAAACGUAUUAAACUAAAGUAUAUCCAGGCAUUUAGAUAUACCUGCGGAAUCCAAUCGCAAGUCGGAGCACAAAACAAAACAAAAACAAAUAAUAAUCAUAAUGUUGUCAUACUAAGCCAAAAUGGUUAUUGGGUUCCUCAACUCUCGACUCCAUAAAUAUAAAGUAAAAUAUAUAUGUAUACUUGAUACUUGUACGACUAAUGCAUUUAACUUUGGUUAUCCCUUCGUUUUGGUUCUCUCGAAUUCGAAUUCUCCGUUCCGACUAUAUCAAGCGAGUCUUUUGUAUUCUAUGUGUGUACUAUAUGUAUAUCUGUAAUAGCUGAAGAUAGCGCCGAAAACCAAACAAAACAAAACAUAUAUAUUACUAACAAUAUACAAAACUAACUUAUACAUUAACUGAAUGUUUAAAAACAAGUUAUUUUUAUUGUCUAUGGUUGGAGUGUAUGCUUGGAUGUGUACGUUUCUGACAAAUUGAAAAUAAAAUCAACAAUAACUGUGA